UGUCAUUUUUCACUGUAUCUUGUGCUCGCCAGCUCGUAGAAUACGCAUGUUUAAUUGGUUUUUUCUUUCUUUUUUGUUGUUUCAUCUCCAUCGAUCUUUCAGACGUGAUGUGGCGGUGCAUCAAACGCCUUAGACGCGUGGGAGCCUGGUGAAGUCAUCAUUAGACGGCGAAUUUGAAUACCCCUCACUUUCUCCUUGACUCCAACCACCACCAUCGCUAUACCCCCAUCCCGCCGAAUUGCACCAUGAGUCGCGCAUUCUGUAUCCCUGGAAUCGUAUUCCUCUUUUGCGCAUUCGUUCUCAGCUUUUUGACGUCCAUCUCGCUGCCCUAUCUCACUGGGCUUGACAUUGCUCGUACCUCUGUGGCUAACGCUGGAAGGGUUCAAGGUCAGGGUGUUGUCGAGAUUCGACUUGGGAUUUGGGCGGAGUGCGACUACCAGACAAAUGGAGAUCGUACCUGCGGAGAUGCUUCACAUGGAUAUACCUUGUUUAUUCAGAACGCAGCGGGUACGGAGACGGUUGAUAUUGGGAGCUCGUGGACCCGAGGAUUGGCCGUUCACCCCGUUGCGACUGCUGUGACCUUCAUUGCCCUCUUGAUGUCGUUUUCCCAGCAUGUUACUGUCACCUUGUUCGCUUCGCUCACGUCUUUCCUCGCCGCCAUGCUCACCCUCAUCGCAUUCGCCUGCGACAUCGCCCUGUUCGCGUAUCUCAAGCACCAGGUUAACAAGCUCGACGACUUGGAUCCCAGCACCAGAACCGGCCCAGGGUUCUGGCUCACGUUCGUAUCGCUCAUUUUGCUUCUCCUUGCAGGAUGCACGGUGUGCUUUGGCCGUCGUAAGGAGCGCCUAUCUGGUGCUUCUUCCUACCCUAGCUACCCCAUGUCGUCAACCAAGAAGCCAUUCUGGCAGCGCUUCCGCCGCAACUAGAUGCUCCUCCACUCUUUUAGAACAUUGCUAUACCAUUUCCUAUCUCCAGCUCCGUUUAUGAAGCUUUUCUUUGAUUGUUACCCGACCGUAUUUAUUUGAUUCAUCGUUGUUUUCCUGAUUUGAUGUCCAAUACACCUAUGUAUUGCAAUGCCAAAGUUCCGGAGUGAUAACAU
Desarmillaria tabescens is the source of this 1099-nucleotide messenger RNA. RefSeq lists its product as uncharacterized. NCBI's taxonomy places the organism in Eukaryota, Fungi, Basidiomycota, Agaricomycetes, Agaricales, Physalacriaceae. Gene Ontology annotation, cellular component: growing cell tip; cell division site; plasma membrane. The transcript has 5 exons. The coding region runs from base 246 to 926 and encodes 226 amino acids. The record is from RefSeq and is a predicted model, not a curated record.